Lycium ferocissimum is the source of this 1947-nucleotide messenger RNA. RefSeq lists its product as uncharacterized. Gene Ontology annotation, cellular component: cytoplasm. The record is from RefSeq and is a predicted model, not a curated record. Bases 107 to 1636 code for a protein of 509 amino acids. The transcript is spliced from 2 exons. Lineage: Eukaryota; Viridiplantae; Streptophyta; Magnoliopsida; Solanales; Solanaceae.
GUCGACAACAACAUCGUCUUCAACCUUGACAAUUCCAACACAAACAAACAAAACCAAAACCAAACCAAAAUUCUUCAUUCCACUAAUAAUAAUUCACUAAAAACACAUGAAUUUCUUCAAAUCCAUCUUAUCUGAUGACCCUGAUCCACAAGAUCCCAAUAUACCUGAAAAAGAUGUAGCAGAAGUUGACCCGGAUCAUGAAAAACCCGAUUCAACAACAGGAUCCGAUGAUGUUUGGAGCAGUUUUGGCGGUAUAUUCAAGACUCUGUCGACCCGAUCCGAAUCAGUACUCGAAACAUACCGUAAAGAUUUACAAGAAUUCGGAUCCGGGUUGAAAAAAGAAACCGAAUUGUUACGUGAAGUAGCUAGCCGUGAGGUUGGUAAUACCGUUAGCCACGUCAUCAAAUCAACAACUGAGAUUAUAUCACAAGGUAAAGACACCCUUUUAGCUCCUGAUGAUAAUGAUGUUGUUGAACCCGAAACCCCUGAUUCGGGUCGGGUCAACCCGACCCGUUACAGUCGGUUUGAGUCCCAGUUGGUGAGUAUUCAAUCUGACCCGAAUACGUUUUGUGUGGGGCCUGAGGAUUUAGGGGAGUAUGAGAAGUGGAAAAGUGGAUUUGAUUUGAAGGAAAAGAGUAAGGAAGUUGAGUUGUUGAUUGGUGAAAAUGGGUGUUUGGAAAGUAUGUAUAAAAGGGUUGUGCCUAAUGAAGUUGAUAAUGAGAGUUUUUGGUUUCGUUAUUUUUAUAAAGUGGAGAAACUUAAGCAACAAGAGAGUGUUAGAGCUAAACUUGUUAAGAGAGCGAUAUCGAUAGAUGAUGAUGAUGAAGAAUUGUCUUGGGAUGUCGACGACGAUGAUGAUGAACAAGAGAGUAAUGUUAAAUCGAAAGUUGAUGGGAAGGGGAAAGAGGGUUCUGUUAUUGAAAGCUCUGUCGAUGAUGUAAAGAAAAUGGGUUCUGAUGAGAAUCGAGAUUCGAUUAAUGUUGCAAAGGAAGUGGCUACUGAUGAAAGCGAAUCGAGCAAGCAAGAUUCGACCAAUGUUGCAAAGGAAGAGGAUUCGACCAACGUUGCAAAGGAAGUGGCUGCUGGUAAAAGUGAAUCGAGCAAGGAGGAUUCAACCAACGUUGCAAAGGAAGUGGCUACUAAUAAAAGUGAACCAAGCAAGGUGGAUUCGAACAGCGUUGCAAAAGAAGUGCCUACUAAUAAAAGUGAACCAAGCAAGGAGGAUUCGACUAAUGUUGUAAAACAGGCCACUCCAAGUGAUGAAUCACAAACUUUAAGUUCAGCUGCUGUUGAUAAGAAAGAAGAGGAUCAGUCUAAUAGCAAAGAUAGUAAGAAAGAAGACACUGAAGUUACUUCUCUAAGUAAAAAGGAGGAAGGGGUUGUAAAAGGUUCGGAGGGGAAAGGCGAUAAUGAUGAAUCUAGCAAAGAUGGUAAUGUCGUUAUUGCUUCAAGUCAAAAGACAGGGGCUGAUGAGGACGACUUGGAUUGGGCUGAAAUUGAAGACAUUGAGGGUAAUGAUGACAAAAAGGCAGCAACUUCUCAUGUUGCAAGUUCCAAUAGAGCUGAUUUGAGGAAGAGGCUUAGUGUUGAAGAGGAUGAUGAGGAUUUGAGUUGGGAUAUUGAAGAUGAUGAUUAGCCUGUGAAAGCUUAGAUUCUCAAUCAAACUUAAGAUAUGCAGAAAUCUGGAUGCCAAUUGUCAAAGCAGUCAAACGUACAACAGAACUAAAGAAUUAAACUUUAAAGCUUGAAACCUAGUAAAGUAAGAUAACAUUUAUUGUCUCAGGCAGUUUGUUUAAUUGUGCUUCAUGAUUUUCAUUCUUUAUAUUGAACUUUUAGUUUAAUGGUCACGAUUUCUAUGUCCAGCUGUUAUUUAUAAAGUGAAAAUGUCUUUGUGCCCUCUGUAAACGUGGGAAAUUUGAAUGAAAGCAAUGAUGUUCAUAGACAAAA